AUGGCUUCUCGACCUGCGGUUCGCCGCGAGCUCCGCAACGUGGAUUAUUCCGCCAUCGGUAAACUGGGAAGACGUACUGGAGUAACACUUGACCACCGACCACUCGACGCGAACGGCAUGGAGGAAAUCUCGGGCAUAUUCUCAUCCCCGCGCAAGCCCUCUCCGUUGAAGAAUGUGAUGCUUGUGGAGAGUGUGGAGGGACCCAGCUCCUUGGCCGAAUCACCGGAGGCGUCGAGCCCUACACCUCGUCAGGUUCAAUCGUCUCGCCGAAGGAGCCGCGCAACGCCCAUUCGCCCUGCCAGGUCCUCGUCGCCGAGAAAAAGCGGUAUUAGUGGUACCGCAAGGAAGAGCAAUGGUGUUGAUAUAUUCUCCACUGGAAAAAGCUUGCAGCAUGAAGAUAUUGGGGAUGGCGAAAACAUUCCAGAGUCCACACCAACUAGGACUCUGCCAGAUCUGCAAACGAGAAACCUCAGCCCGAGUUCGCAGAGGCCAGCACUUCGAGAUAUCACGACACCUCUUUCAUCCAAAAUUCCGAAAGGGAGAGCGAGUCUUUCAAUGCGACGAAUAGAAAACGAGGUGUACCCCUCGACGGAGGACGAUGACUUUGACCCCGACCGAAUAACUGAAGAAAUUAUGACAGGACUAAACGAUGCCAGUCUUGUGCCUUCUGCCGAGACAACUGAAUUCCCUUCAGCCCAUGCAGAAAGGCAAGCUUCAACGGGGGUUGAUGAUCCUGAUGUCGAAUUUGAUGGCGAAGAAGCGGACCAAGAUCAGGAGCCUGAACAACCCGUAUUUGAGGUGACCCAGAACCAAGCCAAUUCGAGAAAGAAACGAAAAUCGGAAGUUUUUGAAGACGAUGACAAUGCAUUAUCACCACUGCGAAUUGCCGCUCAAAAAGACACGACACCACUUAAUUCGAGAAAGAAACGGAAAUCGGAACUUUUGGAAGAGGAUGCGAGUGCAUUAUCACCGCUCCCGACUCCCACCCAAAAAGAUACCACGCCACUUCAUUCAAGUUCAAAUAACACGGGUCCCAAGGCAAAGAAGAAUCAACCUCUAAAAGAAAAGGAUAUAAAUCUGAAAUUGUCAUCGCAGCAGCAAAAAGAGCUUGAUGAGAUUAUCGAGAGGGUAAAAGCAAGGCCUGGUCCACCGAGAUCACUCUACAUUUUGCGCCGAGAAACCCCUACCGAUGAUAAUAUUAGCCGCACGAGAAGCGGCCGAGUCAGCGUAAAACCUUUGGCGUAUUGGCGGAAUGAACGAUGCAUUUAUGGUGCCAGCCCCCAUGGUGGGAGCUUAGCGGAGGGGGCCCGAUUUCCGUUGAAUAGCAUCAAGGAAAUUGUGCGGACCGAGGAGAUCGAGCCGAACAUUGGAAAGAAGAAAUCGAAGACUAAAAAGAAGCAUGGAAAGGUCAAGGCCAAGGGCAAGGCACAGCAGAAAUCAGUGGAAGAUUCAGACUCGUCAGAUUCAGAUUUUGGUAUGGAUGAGAUUCCUGAAGACCCAGACGCCGAACCAUGGGAAACCGGUAGCGGCACUCUCCGUGGCAAUGUCUCGAUUUGGGACAACGAAGAACAAGCGCCUACAGAACAGGAGGAGGAAGUUGAAAUUGCGCACGCGCCAGCUGCGAUCCAGACACGCGAGGCUGGAGGCUCGAAACAUGGUGGACCCACUUUCCGGUAUGCAAAGCUGCUGUCGACAAGUUUCUUCGGCACGGGGCUCGUGGAUUUGCCGCCUGGAGGAGUGAAACGACCAAAGAACAGUCGACAUAUGCACAUGAGUUUCUUUGUUGUGAAAGGGAGGGUCACUGUGACAGUGGGUCCCGAGGGUGGUGAGGAAACGGGAUGCACGACUCGGUUCAGCAUUGGGAAGGGAGGCUUUUGGCAGGUUCCCAGAGGCAAUCGAUAUUCGAUUGAGAACGAAAUGGAGAAGCCGGCAAGGAUAUUCUUCAGUCAAGGUCGUGAGCCUGGUCCGACCGAGUAA
Cladophialophora psammophila CBS 110553 is the source of this 1977-nucleotide messenger RNA. RefSeq lists its product as uncharacterized. NCBI's taxonomy places the organism in Eukaryota, Fungi, Ascomycota, Eurotiomycetes, Chaetothyriales, Herpotrichiellaceae. Gene Ontology annotation, cellular component: kinetochore. Gene Ontology annotation, molecular function: centromeric DNA binding. Bases 1 to 1977 code for a protein of 658 amino acids. The record is from RefSeq and is a predicted model, not a curated record. Gene Ontology annotation, biological process: attachment of mitotic spindle microtubules to kinetochore; spindle attachment to meiosis I kinetochore; kinetochore assembly. The transcript has 4 exons.